AUGAAGAUUGCUAAACAAGAACUCGAUCAUAUCAGGAUGGGGUAUAUUGCUACUAAUAAUACGAAUAACGCUACUUUAGAAAACCUUUUGCAAAUACUGUUUAUCUACAUCAUUCUCAGAAUAUAUUUACCUGUAUUGCUACACUUGCAAUAUAUACCAUUCGCGAUAGAGCCGUUUGGUGAUACUCAUUUAUUCACCAUGUAUCCUAAAAGUUGUGCAGUGAACAUGAGUCUUCACAGUAGAAAUGUUGCGGUUGCUUGUUUGAGUCAUGUAAGGGUAAAUGGUAAUGUUAAAACUAACAAUUCAAGGGUAAGCACAGAUUUCAAUAAAACUUUACCCUUACACGCUGUUCUUAUGCCCACCAGUAAUAAUAAAGCCAUAAAUCUUCCUGUCGGUACGUGGCUCCUUGUUAUUCUAAAAGUAACAGUAGCGAGACCCAUUAAUUCUGCUUCUUAA
Messenger RNA from Mucor mucedo, 456 nucleotides. RefSeq lists its product as uncharacterized. Bases 1 to 456 code for a protein of 151 amino acids. The transcript is spliced from 2 exons. The record is from RefSeq and is a predicted model, not a curated record. NCBI's taxonomy places the organism in Eukaryota, Fungi, Mucoromycota, Mucoromycetes, Mucorales, Mucoraceae.